CAACACCCACCGGCCACCACCAAUCCACCACAUACCCGCUGGUGACUUUAUAAUUUUAAUACGGAUCGAGCGAGCAAGCUUGCCAUUUCUUUCUGAAACGUUUCAAGUUUUAAGACGUCUCACUUUCAACUCACGUUUCAGAGCAGGGGCAGAUGUUUUAUAUUUUGGCAAGAAAGCUGCUCUUGAUGGAUUGCAUACCAGUAGAACCUGAUAGUCCGUAUAUGCAUAUCAUGUCUAGGGGUUUUUUUUUUUUUUUUUCAUAAACUUGUAUAGGUACGUGUAUUAAAUGUGACAUGUUAAUUGUGUUUAAAUUUUAGUAUUUAUUACACUGUUUUUGUGUUUCAUUAUAAGUGUUGUGUUUUUUAAUAAUAUUUAAAAUUACAUGUGAAUAUUGGUUUGUUAAGGAAACAUGGGCAAACCAUUUAAUUUUUAAAAUUGAAAUAUGGAAGUAUAUAAAUAUUAGUAUAAUUUUUAAAAUAUUUUUCGAACUGGGAAUGGGUUGCCUUUUAGUUCAACAUUUGAGUUUUGAGGCACAUGUAUAUGCUUGUGCUAGUGUAGAACUGUAGAAGUAAUUUAGCUAGUUACUUUUCACAAAUAAUUGUACUUGUGUAAUCUGUAGGUAUCAUUUUCUUUUAUAUUUUAAUUUUUAGCAAAUUUAAAAAAAAAGAUUUAUUGGAUUAAAGAACACUAUAAUUUAUUAGAAAUAAAUUUUGAAAAGAUUUACAUAAAAAAUUAGAAUCAUACAUUUUCUUUUUGAAUAAAGAAGUCUAUGCUUGAUUUAUCAAAAAUUGAAGAAAAAGAAAAUAUUAAGAAAGAAUAAAUUAAUAUCUAAAAUGAAAAUUGUUUUUAUUAUGAAAAUAUAAUUAAAAGGAUAAAUGAAUUAUUCGAAAUGAAGUUGAAAACUUGGGGCUCUUAGUCUCCUCCACUCCAGCACUCUGAAAGAAGCCAUGGAAAUCAUCCAAUUCCAAUCACACUCCCUUCCAUUCAGUCUUCAGCCUUCUUCUCCAAAUCCUCUCUUUUAUAAAACAAAGCAAUUCUGCAGAAUCCAAGGCUCCGCAAGAUCCCCACCCAAACCUCCCAAAAAACCAACAAAAUUUCCCCGCAAAAGAAGAAGGAACCCGCCUUCAUUGCCCUUCUUUCAGAAAGCUCCAUCUUCCCCCUCUUUACCUCUCCACUCCAAGAACCCACAGGCCAUUUACAAAGACAUUCAAGCAUUCGCUAGACAAAACAAGCUCAAAGAAGCCCUCGCCAUUUUAGACUACGUUGACCAACAAGGCAUCCCUGUAAAUCCCACCACCUUCUCUUCCCUCCUUGCUUCUUGCGUUCGUUUAAAAUCCUUAACCCAUGGAAGGCAAAUCCACGCUCAUAUUCGGACCAAUGGUCUCGAAAACAACGAGUUCCUACGUGCCAAACUUGCCCAUAUGUACACUUCUUGUGGUUCCAUUGAAGAUGCCCAAAGGGUGUUCGAUGAAUGUACUAGCAACAACGCUUAUUCCUGGAAUGCUUUGCUUAGAGGUAGUGUUGUAUCGGGUAGAAAACGGUAUUUGGAUGUGCUUUCUACGUUUUCCGAAAUGAGGUCAUUGGCGGUAAAUUUGAACGAGUACACUUUCUCUACUGUUCUUAAGAGCUUCGCCGGUGCAUCAGCAUUUAGACAAGGUUUAAAGGCUCAUGCCCUUUUGAUUAAAUACGGUUUCAUUAAUAGUUCUAUGCUUAGGACUGGUUUGAUCGACUUAUAUUUUAAAUGCGGAAAGAUUAAGCUCGCUCACCGCGUGUUUGAGGAAAUCCCUGAGAGAGAUAUUAUUUUGUGGGGGGCGGUGAUUGCUGGUUUUGCACAUAAUAGGAUGCAAAGGGAAGCUUUGAAUUAUGCUAGAUGGAUGAUAAGUGAAGGUAUAUAUCCCAAUUCUGUUAUACUCACUACGAUACUUCCAGUGAUUGGGGAAGUUUGGGCUCGGAAAGUAGGCCAGGAGGUCCAUGCUUAUGUGGUUAAGACGAAGAGUUAUUCGAAGCAGUUGUCUAUUCAGUCUGGCUUAAUUGAUAUGUACAGCAAGUGUGGUGAUAUGGAAUCGGGCAGGCAAGUUUUCUAUUGUUCUGGAGAAAGGAAUGCGAUUUCUUGGACCGCUUUGAUGUCGGGAUACAUAUCGAAUGGGAGGCUUGAGCAGGCUUUGAGAUCGGUUGUAUGGAUGCAGCAGGAAGGGUUUAAGCCCGAUGUUGUCACGGUCGCCACAGUUCUUCCUGUUUGUGCCCAAUUGAGGGCUCUCAAUCAUGGGAUGGAGAUUCAUGCGUAUGCUGUAAAGAAUUGUUUCUUUCCCAAUGUAUCUAUUGUUACUUCCCUGAUGAUUAUGUACUCAAAGUGUGGUGUUUUAGAUUAUUCUUUGAAGUUGUUUAAUGGUUUAGAGGCAAGGAAUGUAAUUUCAUGGACGGCCAUGAUUGAGUCAUAUGCAGAGAGUGGAUGUUUACCUGAAGCAAUCGGUGUGUUUAGGUCAAUGCAGUUGUCGAAACACAGGCCGGACUCAGUGGUAAUGGCAAGGAUGUUGAACAUUUGCGGUGAGCUUAAAGCUAUAAAGCUUGGGAAGGAGAUUCAUGGACAAGUCUUGAAGAAAGAUUUCGAGUCGAUUCCUUCCGUUUCAGCAGAGAUGGUUAAGAUGUACGGUGCUUGUGGGUUAAUGAGCAAUGCAAAGUUAGUAUUUGAUGCAGUCCGCGUUAAGGGUUCUAUGACAUGGACUGCCAUUAUAGAGGCUCAUGGAUAUAAUGAUCUUUGUGAAGGGGCAAUCAGUCUUUUUCAUCAAAUGAUAUCUGAUGGUUUCACUCCAAACCAUUUCACUUUCAAAGUGGUAUUAUCGAUUUGCAGAAAGGCUGGAUUUGUUGAUGAGGCUUGCCAAAUAUUCAGUGUAAUGACUCGUAAAUAUAAAGUCAAGGUAUCCGAAGAGCAUUAUUGUAUCAUGAUCGAGCUUCUUAAUAUGUCGGGUCGCUUUGAGGAGGCUGAAAGAUUCAUCCAGAUGAAAUCUCUAACAUCAUAAGAUAAAAAAAACAGCCUUGUCGAGUUUAAGUUUCAAUUACACCUCACAAUUUGGAGAGUCAGAUUAAUCUUGAUCAAGUCAAUUCAGUUUUCGCAUGAUUUUAAAUUUAUUCUAGGCUCGAGUUAUUGUCUUUUAUCGUCAAAUUGAUUGGAUUGGAUGUGAGUUUUCGGAUUUUCAUAUAUAGAUGAGAAAUGACAAGUCUACUCUUUUUAAAUUUUUAAAAA
Messenger RNA from Gossypium raimondii (Peruvian cotton), 3241 nucleotides. Its product is annotated as pentatricopeptide repeat-containing protein At1g71460, chloroplastic. NCBI's taxonomy places the organism in Eukaryota, Viridiplantae, Streptophyta, Magnoliopsida, Malvales, Malvaceae. Gene Ontology annotation, biological process: RNA modification. The transcript has 2 exons. Gene Ontology annotation, molecular function: protein binding; RNA binding. The coding region runs from base 948 to 3017 and encodes 689 amino acids. The record is from RefSeq and is a predicted model, not a curated record.